Messenger RNA from Komagataella phaffii GS115, 1029 nucleotides. Its product is annotated as Mitochondrial malate dehydrogenase, catalyzes interconversion of malate and oxaloacetate. Gene Ontology annotation, cellular component: cytoplasm. NCBI's taxonomy places the organism in Eukaryota, Fungi, Ascomycota, Pichiomycetes, Pichiales, Pichiaceae. Gene Ontology annotation, biological process: malate metabolic process; tricarboxylic acid cycle. The coding region runs from base 1 to 1029 and encodes 342 amino acids. The transcript has a single exon. The record is from RefSeq and is a predicted model, not a curated record. Gene Ontology annotation, molecular function: L-malate dehydrogenase (NAD+) activity.
AUGGUUAAAGUCACAGUUUGCGGAGCAGCCGGAGGUAUUGGGCAGCCAUUAUCUCUGAUGUUCAAAUUGAACCCAUAUGUUACCACUUUGGCACUUUACGAUGUCGUAAAUGUUCCAGGAGUCGGUAAGGAUCUAUCCCACAUUGACACAGACACUAAACUUGAGUCUUACUUGCCCGAGAACGACGGACUGGAGAAGGCCUUGACGGGUUCUGACUUGGUCAUCAUCCCAGCUGGUGUUCCAAGAAAGCCUGGUAUGACCAGAGACGAUUUGUUUGCCAUUAACGCUGGUAUCAUCAGAGACUUGGCUAAUGGAAUCGCUCAGUUUGCCCCAUCGGCUUUCGUUCUUGUCAUUUCUAACCCUGUCAACUCCACGGUUCCUAUUGUCGCAGAGAUUCUUAAGAAGAACAAUGUUUUCAACCCACAAAAAUUAUUCGGAGUCACUACGUUAGAUUGUGUUCGUGCCAACACCUUUGUCGCCGAGCUUUCAAAGGACAAGGAGGCAUCUGCUUUCGACACCCGUGUUCUCGGAGGUCACUCAGGAGAGACUAUUGUUCCUGUUUUUUCACAAUCUGCUCCAGAAGUUUACAAAGAAUUGUCAGAUGAGCAGAAAGCUGCAUUAGUCCACCGUGUUCAAUUUGGUGGUGACGAAGUUGUUAAAGCCAAAAACGGGGCUGGAUCUGCCACUCUUUCCAUGGCUUAUGCUGGCUACAAGUUGGGUCACGCAUUGUUGGCUGCUAUUAAUGACACUCCAAAUAUCAUUGAGUCUACCUUCGUUUAUUUGAAGGAUUCCAAGAUCAAGGGAGCUGCUGAGGCUUUCAAAUACAUCAACGAGAAGCUGAAGGAUUCUGAUUCUUCGGAUGUUGACUUCUUCGCUCUUCCUGUUGUUCUUUCUUCAAACGGUAUUGAGGAGAUCAAAUGGGAUAUCCUUGAAAAAGUGGAUGCUAAAGAGACUGAGCUGUUGAAGAUUGCCACUGGACAGUUAUCCAAGAACAUUGCUAAGGGAACUGCCUUCAUUGCUGGCAACUAA